UUUGACUUCAGACAGUGAGACAAAAAAAAAGUCAAAUGUGUUUUUGCACAGGGUAUGUAAACUUCUGGCUUCAACUGUACAUAGUACAGCCAUAGCCGAAACCAUUGAUACCCCUUUGGUGCCAAUUGUUUUGCGUAUGUGUGAAUAAGGCUUUCAAGCUUUAUAAAAAAAAAAAAGAUUGUAUAGUAAUUGGCAGUUGUUUGUGCAGAUAAGCUAGCUAAGAUAGCGAACAGAUUUUUAGAGGGCAUAUUUCAGCCUUUUACUUCCUACUGUCAUGCAAGAUUUAUUGGGACAUAUAUUCACAAGUUAACGCCUAGCUAAAAUCACAGUUGUCUCCACAGCAUUUGGUUAUUUUUUCAGAGCUGAAUUCAAAUUUGAAAGUUCAAAAGUCAAAGGCAACCACCGAGGCCUCAUUCAAAGUGUCUGGCCUCAGCUAUUGUUGGGUGAAGUGGUGGUGGGUUUUUUUUUUCCCAUCACUUAAUGUUUUUCCUGGCCUCAAAAAGAAGUUCAAGUUGUUUUUUAGCCUUCUGAGGAUUUGGAGGCAACAGAGGGCGGAAGCAGAACGCCUCCUCAUCCUGAUGACCAAUCGCAGGCUGUCAUCACCCUGAUCGUCAGCUUGAUGUGUUCUUACUUCUUUCUCCGCAUCGAAUGCUCACAAGCACUUCAUCGGCAGGAAGGUGAACACUUGUAUGAUCUGUUUUGGAUGUGCGGCAUAUUUGUCUUGUGCUUUGUCGAGAUGGAAUGGAACGGAACACUGAUGCUCAGUCUUGGUGGCUACGUAGAGAUAGAAAAGUACAGAUAUGUUUAUUUGAUGUUUUUCAUGGCACUCUAUGUUGUCAUUCUCUGCUGUAAUUGCAUCAUAAUUUGUGUUAUUUGGAUUCACAGGAACCUUCAUGAGCCCAUGUACAUUUUCAUUGCCGCUUUGUCUCUCAACUCGCUUGUGUUCAGCACUGUUAUCUACCCCAAACUGAUUGUGGACGUCUUGUCUCAGCAGCAGAGAAUUUCUUAUUCCGACUGUUUGGUCCAGAUAUUUCUUUUCUAUAGUUUAGCUGGUUCUGACCUAAUGCUGUUGACAGCCAUGGCUUACGACAGGUUUGUGUCCAUCUGCAGGCCGCUGCAAUAUGCAACUACCAUGGGCGUGACCAAUGUCAGACUUGUUUUGGCUUUGGUUUGGUUUUGGCCCACCUGUCACAUUGUGGUGGUAACCAUCCUUCAGUCCAAACAAAAACUAUGUAACUUUAUUUUGGGGGGAAUUUUUUGCAAUACUACAAUGAUGAAGAUUCAUUGUACGUUACCAAUGUUGCUCACUGUGUGGUCGUUAAUUAGUCUCAUAAACACGAGUGUCAUUCCUAUGCUGUUCAUCCUCUUCACAUACAUAAAGAUAUUUAUUGUCAUCUAUCAUAGCCACGGAGAAGUCCGGAAAAAAGCAAUAGAUACGUGUUUGCCUCACCUGACUGUUUUAUUGACCUUUUCCUGUUUGCUUGUCUUUGACGUUUUGAUAGGGCUACUGGAGUCGGUGCUUCCAAAAACUGUGCGACUGAUUAUGAGUCUCCAAAUAGUGGUGUACAAUCCUUUGUUCAAUCCGUUAAUAUAUGGCUUGAAGAUUAAAGAAAUCUGGAAACCAAUCAAGAGAAUGUUGUUCUGUUGCAAUCAUGAUGAAUUCAUCAAAAAUCAGGUGAAAUGA
This is a messenger RNA of Syngnathoides biaculeatus (alligator pipefish), 1684 nucleotides long. Its product is annotated as olfactory receptor 11A1-like. The coding region runs from base 620 to 1684 and encodes 354 amino acids. Gene Ontology annotation, molecular function: olfactory receptor activity; G protein-coupled receptor activity. The record is from RefSeq and is a predicted model, not a curated record. Gene Ontology annotation, cellular component: membrane. NCBI's taxonomy places the organism in Eukaryota, Metazoa, Chordata, Actinopteri, Syngnathiformes, Syngnathidae. Gene Ontology annotation, biological process: G protein-coupled receptor signaling pathway. The transcript has a single exon.